Messenger RNA from Volvox carteri f. nagariensis, 2991 nucleotides. RefSeq lists its product as uncharacterized. Gene Ontology annotation, molecular function: protein binding. NCBI's taxonomy places the organism in Eukaryota, Viridiplantae, Chlorophyta, Chlorophyceae, Chlamydomonadales, Volvocaceae. The record is from RefSeq and is a predicted model, not a curated record. The coding region runs from base 1 to 2991 and encodes 996 amino acids. The transcript has 14 exons.
AUGCUGCAGGUCAUCAAAAUUGGCGAGGGCAAUUCUGUUUCAGACUUGCGGGAUGCUUGCUGGGAAGCCCUAACGGCGUGGCAUCCCGACAUUGCAGCCAGCGGGCCUGGCACACUGCGGUUAACUGGCGCCAACCGUCGGCCUCUGUCUGUAUCUUCUUGUAUAGCUGACGUGCUGACCAACGGUGACGAUGUGUUCUUCGAAGUUAGCGCAUCGGCUGUCCAGGCUGCUAGAUCGUCGGCCACACCGUCGUCACGGCAGUCCAACUCAGGAACUAGCCCUGGGCGCGCUGCCAUGUGCGACGCACCUACCGCCGCUGCAGCUACCUCAUCUGCCAAGGGUGGUAUGCCAACGAGCGUUGCAUCCCAACCGUUAGCAAGCGGGCAGAUCGCCAGCCCGCAAGCUGACGAGGUCGCAGCCCCAUCGUCACGGGCGGCUGUUCAGGCCGAAGGCCAACAUCGAGCUAUCCACGUAGCAGCUACUGAGCAAAUACGGACGAUAGGGGGUUCCACGCCUAGCGGGCCCAGCACAGGGCAGGCUACAAGCAAUGACAGCAGCAGGACUUGCGAGGCUCUGGUACCGGUGGUGCGGGCGCUGUGGCUGCAGGCUGAGGAGCUAGUGGCUCAGCUGCACUACCGGGGUGCAGGGGAUAUCCUACAGCAGGCACUGCUACUGGUUCCGGAGCCCACAUCCCCGGCCCACGUCGCCACACUCGUGCGACUAGCCCGAAUGUGGCUGUCAGCUGGCAACCCCAAAGCGGCCGUGUUGUGGGCGCUGAGGGCAGCGAAGCAAAGCCCUGGAGACCCGGAAGUUUUGGAACUGGCUGGGGAUUGCCUGAGAGAGGGUGGCCGACCGCGCGAGGCGGCGGCGCAAUACCAGUCCGCGCUGGAGGCGCUCCAGGAGGGGAACGGCGAGGAGAACGGGGCAGUAAAAGGCACGACGGAUCAGGUGUCCGCCGCAAGCGGCGCGCUGUUGCGUCUCCGGUUGUCCCUCGCCGCCUGCCUGGCGGCCGUCCCUGGCAGCAGCAUAUCCCCCCCUUACAACAACCAGGACCUGGCGGCUUCGCUGGUCAUGGCAGUUCUGGAGCGCGACCCGGGCCACUGGGAGGCGCUGCGGCUGUACGCGCGGAUCGCUCUGGAUCGGGGUCUGCGGGAGGAUGCGCUCAAGGUGGCGUUGCGGCUGGUGGUGGGGCAACCCAAGCACCGUGGGGCCAAGGCGCUGCUGUCGGAAUGCCUGCCGGACGAGGCGAGCUGCCAGCCGCUCUAUGACGAGCUGGGGAUUGCGUUCCCGGUCCAGACGCCGCCAGAAGCGUCGGAGGCUGCGCCGAACGGCACUCUGAGCAGCAGCACCUGUAGCAGUAGCACUAAUAACAGCAGCAGCACGGCAGCAGCGCUUGCGUUCGUGGCUACGGCCGUGAAGGACUUCGGCAAGGUGGAUACCUGCAUCGCCCUGCUGCAGCGUGCCGUACAACUGGACCCCGCCAACCCCAGCUAUUGUCUUAACCUGGUGCAUGCACUGGAGCUGCGCCAGGAUCUGCAGGCGGCGCUGGACGCGGGCAGGAGCUACUGCCGCCAUUGCGGCUCGCAUCUCGCUGGGCGGCCGCUGCGGGAUGUGGAUGCCUUGUUGCCCAGCCUGCCGGAGCUGCGCAACCCGCUGCAGACGGUUUGGUACAGCUCGCAGCCGUUGUGGGGCUCGGCGGUAUAUGCGCAAGGGCAUGGGCCUGACCCGCCUACGGAGAGAAAGGAAGGGGGUUGCCGGUACUGCAGCCGCCGCCCACUCAGCACCGGCCAAGGCAAGGUAUCGUACAGCUCAGAUCAGUUGGACGAGCUGGCGCUGCUCUUUACACUUGCUAAGGUGCUGUUCGUGGGUGGAGCACUCACUGCGGCGGCCAGGUUGUGCGACCUUGUGGAGCCGAUGCGCAGGGCCUCAGCCGUUGAGCUCCACACCACUCUCAUACGCAACGAAGCAGCUUACUUCGGGUGUGUAAUGCAGCUGCUCAAGGACUACCCGCCGCCGCCCGCGUGGCCAGCGCAGCUACCCCACACCCGCCUACCACCGCAGGCCGCUGCUGACACGUCCGCUGGUGCCGGCGGAGCCUCCGCGAGCGGUAGCAGCCCCUCGCCGUUGUACUUGUGUGGAGACUCCCAUUGCCUAUCUGCCGCAUGGCGGCUGGUAAAUUUGCGCGGACAGCAACGGCUACUACGGCCGCUGCUUGUCACGGGCUGCAAGGUAUGGCACCUGCGGCCCUCCAGCGAGUUCUAUCCCAAAAAGCAAUUCGAGGUCACCUUGCAACUUCUGCCGGAUGGCGCACAGGUGGUGUUGGUGCUGGGGGAGAUCGACUGCCGGGAGGGGCUGCUGCUGGCGGUGCAGAAGGGCAAGUAUGGCAGCAUCGCCGAGGGCAUCGACGCCACCGUGGCCAUCUACAUGGAGGUGCUUGGCCGCAUGGUUUCGGAACGGUCCAUGGAGGUAUUCGUUCACCCUGUACCGCCUGUUCUAAACGAGACGCGUGGCGUCGUGACGCUCUUCACCGCUGCUCUCCGCAACGCGGUGACCGCCGCGCGGAAUGCUAACCCGACGCUGCGGCAGCGGCUGCACUACCUGGACUUCUUCAACCAGCUGCUGGUGCCUCGUCGCAGCGCAGCUGGUGCCUCCGUGUGUGCCACUGGCAGCUCGAGCGAGCCUGGGGCCACUGGUGGCGCUGUGGGCGGUUUGUCUUCUUCAUCCGAUGAGGUGUCGCGCGAAGCGUUCGCAGAUGGCAGACCGCGAGGCGAGGAGAAUUCGGGUGCUGUGGCAGCGCGUGAUGACGCUGACGGCAGUGGGACAGCGCACACGGGAGUUGUUGGGGGCGCUGCGGUAGAGGGGUCGGCAGCGGCGCCGGCGGCAGCAGCUGCCGCAGGGAUGGGUCUGCGGCCGGACCUGGCAUUUGACGGGACGCACUUGGCGCCCACAUACGUAACAGAGCUGGAUGCUGCGCUUUCGGGGGUGCCAUGA